AUGACGCCCCGUACGGGUAAAAGGUCAUCUCGUGCAUGUUUGCGAUGUCGCCAACGCAAGACGAGAUGUGACCUUGACAGAAUCGGAGAGCCGAGAAAGGCUCCCUGCUUGUCAUGUUACGAUGCUGGGACCGAAUGCAUCCUGAUUAAGUCCCGGCGUGGAGGCAAUUUCCGUCAGCAUCGGCCCGAGUCAGAAACGUUGCGAGGCUCGAGGGCGUCGCUGCUGACACACAUUGAAGACUCCUCUGAAGUUGGCGUGGAAUCGUUUCGCAACAUGUCCGAUCUUGCUAGAUGCUCUUCGGACGAUGAAGACAGUGUCGCGAGGCAGGACUCUGGGGACGUUCUAGCUAUGGAGCUCCGAAAUCCGUCUGAUGCGUUGCAGAUUCUGGCCCUGUCUGGUCAGGCUCAAUCGACAAACCAGCCUCGAGACCAGUCUUCGAACAUCGCAAGCCCCAGUGACCGAAUGUAUCCUGCACCACAAGACACAGAUCCGGCAGCCUCAAGUCAGCCUGAGAUCCCCAAACCGUACAAACCACCUUCAACCACUAUUUUCGAUGACUAUGAGCUAGUUCAAAGAGGGCUAUUGCGGCCAAGCCUCGUGUCUGAGCUACUAUAUAAGUAUCGCCGCUAUUAUCAUUCAUAUUGUCCGAUCGUCCCUUCGCAGUUGCUGGUAUCGUCAAAUAUGGCUAUAAUCCAGAGAUCAGACUACUUCCUUCUCACUGCAAUUCUGACCAUUGCAUCGAGGGAUGAUCCUCGUAACUCCCUUACCCACCGUUACUGCUGGGACCACACUCAACGUCUCCUGGUGGAUGUACUCCUGGCCCACCCGUGGACCCAAACCCCAGCAACUGUCCAGGGUCUAUUGCUUUUAGCGGAGUGGUUGCCACAUAUUCAGGUCCAUGAAACAUCAUCCGAAUCGCCAAAAAGUCUCUUCAGUGAAGAUAGAACAGCUUGGUCACUUGUCGGACUCGCAGUGCACCAUGGCUAUCUCCAGCGACUUGACCAAGCUGCCUUUCGUAACUUCAAUAGCAAUGAGUCAAAGCAACGCACGGAACAAGACAGGCUUGUAUGGGCAUACAUCUUCAUCGCAGAUCGACAAAUCUCAGUCCGUCUUGGCCAGUCCUUCUGGUCCCGAGGUCCGUCUCUCGCUGCCAAAUUCACAGCGGAAGACUUCCCAAGUCUUCAACCUCGUCCCGAGAAUGACAACGAAGACCAUGCGUCCUUAUUGCAAGCCUCUAUGGAGUUAAUACAAAUCUUACAUAAUGUCCAUGCCAUUCUUUACUCCUCAAGAGAUAGAACACUAGCAAUGAUCCAUGAGGGCCAUUACUCCCGGUACCUUGAUGACUUUCGAAACUCUGCGACAAUAUGGUAUUCGACGUGGGGUGACUUGGCAGUAUCGACGAAGGUAAAGAGCACCUUACUCAUAAUGUACGAGUACAUCUGUCUCUAUGCCAAUGCUUUUUCCUUCCAAGCUGUCCUGACGAGGGCCUCCGAGCCACGCAUGCCCCUAAACAAAAGACAGCAAAGCAAGCGCCCAUUCGCCGAUUUAUUAUCCAAGGGUAUCAUGUUAUCCCCCGAUGGCCGGUAUAUUUUUGAUGCCAUCAGCGCAGCCAUGAAUCUGCUGACUUUAAUGAACGGCCUCGAUCCUCAACAUGUGCUAUGCUACCUACCGUCUCGUUACUACUUAUACGGAGUGUACGCAGCAGUUCUACUCCACAAAGCAGACUGCGCGGGCGCAUUCCAAUCAGAAGGCCAGCAGCGAGAGGUUACCUCCCUGGCCCGCAAGUUCGUCGCUGUUCUGGAAAAGGCACCAUCGACUGAGUCACACAUCUGCCACAAUUAUAGCCAGAUGCUAAAGCAGCUAUGGAAUAGACGGCAAAAAGAGGAAACGGGGAACUCUCGCUGUCGGAAUGAAACAAUACGUGCAGGUUACCUUGACGGUCGCUCGACACAACCACCACCGCCUGUGACUCGGACAUAUGACCGGCCACGUUCUGUUCGUAAUUCGGACAACCCCGGUAGUGCUCAACGUGUUGAUUCUUUACCAAUAGUAGAUGACGUGCCCUCGUUUCCUUCCAUUGAAGGCUAUUUUCUUGGUUCAUUUAUGCCAGGUGUUGCUGAUUUCAGCAUGUUCAACUUCGAUGGAGACUUGGGUCAGCAAUAUCCGUUGGGCGGCGGAUUAGGUGGAUUCCAAGAUUGGGACCUCUGCCAGCCUGAUAUGGAUUCUCGAGGUCCCCCGUAGUAGUCACCUAGGCCCGUCAUCAUUAUAAAUAGAGAUAACCCAAUAAACGUAACCCCUGGGUCUCUGCUGCUGAAGAACAAGGAGACAUGGCUGUUCCAAGCUGGAAGGGACUUGGAACAGGAUGGGAGUUGGUACUCUGUCCACUUCUAAUCAGCAGUCUAUAGUUGAAACAGUCUUUUUGCAAAUUGAGCGAUACCUCUUUACCACUCAAAAG
Messenger RNA from Aspergillus pseudotamarii, 2455 nucleotides. Its product is annotated as Zn(II)2Cys6 transcription factor. Gene Ontology annotation, molecular function: DNA binding; DNA-binding transcription factor activity, RNA polymerase II-specific; zinc ion binding. The coding region runs from base 1 to 2241 and encodes 746 amino acids. The record is from RefSeq and is a predicted model, not a curated record. Gene Ontology annotation, cellular component: nucleus. The transcript is spliced from 5 exons. Gene Ontology annotation, biological process: DNA-templated transcription; regulation of DNA-templated transcription. Lineage: Eukaryota; Fungi; Ascomycota; Eurotiomycetes; Eurotiales; Aspergillaceae.